This is a messenger RNA of Solanum verrucosum, 1201 nucleotides long. Its product is annotated as GDSL esterase/lipase At4g01130-like. The transcript has 5 exons. Gene Ontology annotation, molecular function: hydrolase activity, acting on ester bonds. The record is from RefSeq and is a predicted model, not a curated record. Bases 29 to 1186 code for a protein of 385 amino acids. Lineage: Eukaryota; Viridiplantae; Streptophyta; Magnoliopsida; Solanales; Solanaceae.
UUUUUGAGAGGAAAAAAACAAUAGAAAAAUGAUGAGUUGUUGGUUUUCAUCAAUUGUGGUUUGGUUUAUUUUAAUUAUUAUUAUUAUAACAACUUGUAAUAAUUUGGUGGAAAGUAAAUGUGCAUUUGAAGCAAUUUUUAAUUUUGGAGAUUCAAAUACUGAUACUGGUGGAUUUAAUGCUGCAUUUCCAUCUCAAGGGCCUCCUUAUGGAAUGACUUAUUUUAAAAGACCAACUGGAAGGGCAACUGAUGGAAGAGUCAUUGUUGAUUUUCUUGCUCAAGGAUUAGGUUUGCCAUUUUUGAGUCCAUAUUUGCAAUCAAUUGGAUCUGAUUUCAGACAUGGUGCAAACUUUGCAACAUCAGCAUCCACAGUGCUCAUGCCACAAACAUCAUUGUUUGUAUCAGGUGUUAGCCCUUUUUACCUAGGAAUUCAACUCCAACAGUUCAAGCUAUUUAAGGCUAAAAUUGAUGAAUUUCAGAGUAAAGGUAACACUAAUCUGCCUCCCUCAGACAUAUUUGGGAAAUCUCUUUAUACAUUCUAUAUAGGUCAGAAUGACUUCACUGGUGAUUUGGGAAGUAAAGGAAUAGGUGGAGUGAAGGAGUACUUGCCUCAAGUAGUUUCCCAAAUUGUUAGCACAAUCAAGGAAAUCUAUGGAUUAGGGGGAAGAACAUUUUUGGUACUUAACCUUGCACCAAUUGGAUGUUACCCAGCAUUUUUGGUGAAGCUCCCUCAUGAAAGUUCUGAUAUUGAUGAGUGUGGAUGCUUGAUAUCAUACAACAAUGCAGUUGUGGACUAUAACAAUAUGCUUAAAGAUGCAUUGGCACAAACAAGAAAAGAUCUUUCAGAUGCAAAUGUUAUUUAUGUGGACACUCAUGCUGUCCUCUUGGAGCUUUUCCAACACCCCACUUCUCAUGGGUUAAAAUAUGGAAACAAAGCAUGUUGUGGACAAGGAGGUGGUUCUUACAACUUUAACCAGGAAGUAUACUGUGGAAAUACCAAAGAGGUAAAUGGACAAACACUGUCAGCCACAGCCUGUGAGGAUCCAUACAAUUAUGUUAGCUGGGAUGGGAUACAUGCCACUGAAGCAGCAAACAAAAUCACAGCAAAUAUCAUUCUCAAUGAUGGUUCUAUUUUUGAUCCUCCAUUUUCACUACAUAAAUUCUGUGAUAUUCAGCCUGUAGGUUGAUACAUCAUCCACAAG